UUACGUCAUUCUAUUGCUUUUGUAAGAAAUAGAUUUCUUACGGUAUUUUUAUAUCUGAAAAAAAGGUUGAAUUUUGUUUAAAGGAUGACUCGUGAAGAUCAUCCGAAAUAUUCGAUAGAUGCUAUGGAUGUUGAUGAUCAGGAUGAGUCAGUGAAAAAGCUUCAAACGGAGUUGGAAGUAGGAGAUACUGAUAAGAGCCCUACGGUUGAAAAGACAAAGAAAGUUACAAAGCGUGGCCGUCGUCCAUCUCAAAUUGAUCAGAAGCUGAAAUUGGAACGGAGCCGACAAAGUGCAAGGGAGUGCAGAGCUAGGAAGAAACAGCGUUAUCAGUACCUUGAUGAUAUGGUAGCCAACAAGGAACGUGCAAUCUAUACCUUAAGAGAAGAACUUGAAUUAUACAAGAAAUGGUGUCUUUCAAUUGACCGUGGUGUUAUCCCUGCUGAGUUGGAGAAGUCUUUACAGUCGACCUCAAGUCAAAAAGAUGAAUGAUUUUCAACCAUUGCUUCUGGAACUUGUUGCCCUUUUUGAAAUAGCACUGUUAAACAAUCUUCAACUGGCGUCAGUGGCCUUUUCAGGAUUUGAGAAAAGCAGUUGUACUAAUAAUGACACAUCCUUUCUACUCACUGGAAAGAAGAUGUUAUAAAGUGGCUUGGCUGGGUAGCAAAGCUGAUAAAUA
Anneissia japonica is the source of this 676-nucleotide messenger RNA. Its product is annotated as cAMP-responsive element-binding protein-like 2. Gene Ontology annotation, cellular component: nucleus. Gene Ontology annotation, molecular function: DNA-binding transcription factor activity. The transcript is spliced from 3 exons. Gene Ontology annotation, biological process: regulation of DNA-templated transcription. The coding region runs from base 85 to 489 and encodes 134 amino acids. Lineage: Eukaryota; Metazoa; Echinodermata; Crinoidea; Comatulida; Comatulidae. The record is from RefSeq and is a predicted model, not a curated record.